AUGGAAUAUACAUACCAAUAUUCAUGGAUCAUACCUUUCAUUCCAGUUAUAAUUCCUAUGUUAAUAGGGGUGGGACUUCUCCUUUUUCCGAAGGCAACAAAAGAUCUUCGCCGCAUGUGGGCUUUUCCUAGUGUUUUAUUGUUAAGUAUAGUUAUGAUUUUUUCAGCCAAUCUGUCUAUUCAGCAAAUAAAUAACAGUUAUAUCUAUCAAUAUGUAUGGUCUUGGACCAUCAAUAAUGACUUUUCUUUAGAGUUCAGCUACUUGAUCGAUCCACUUACUUCUAUUAUGUUAAUCUUAAUUACUACUGUUGGAAUUAUGGUUCUUAUUUAUAGUGACAAUUAUAUGUCUCAUGAUCAAGGAUAUUUGAGAUUUUUUGCUUAUAUGAGUUUUUUCAAUACUUCAAUGUUGGGAUUAGUGACUAGUUCUAAUUUGAUACAAAUUUAUAUUUUUUGGGAAUUAGUUGGAGUGUGUUCUUAUCUAUUAAUAGGUUUUUGGUUCACACGAACGAUUGCCGCGAAUGCUUGUCAAAAAGCGUUUGUAACUAAUCGUGUAGGGGAUUUUGGUUUAUUAUUAGGAAUCUUAGGUCUUUAUUGGAUAACGGGCAGUUUCGAAUUUCGGGAUUUGUUUGAAAUAUUCAAUAGUUUGAUUUAUAAUAAUGAAGUUCAUUUUUUAUUUGUUACUUUGUGUGCCUUCUUAUUAUUUUCUGGUGCAAUUGCUAAAUCCGCUCAAUUCCCCCUUCACAUAUGGUUACCUGACGCUAUGGAAGGACCUACUCCUAUUUCAGCUCUUAUACAUGCUGCUACUAUGGUAGCAGCAGGAAUUUUUCUUGUCGCUCGGCUUCUUCCUCUUUUCAUGGUUAUACCUUACAUAAUGAAUAUAAUCGCUUUAAUAGGUAUAAUAACAUUACUAUUAGGAGCUACUUUAGCUCUUGCUCAAAAAGAUAUUAAGAGAAGUUUAGCCUAUUCUACAAUGUCUCAAUUGGGUUAUAUGAUGUUAGCUCUAGGUAUUGGGUCUUAUCGAGCUGCUUUAUUUCAUUUGAUUACUCAUGCUUAUUCAAAAGCAUUGUUGUUUUUAGGGUCCGGAUCAAUCAUUCAUUCAAUGGAAGCUAUUGUUGGAUAUUCUCCAGAUAAAAGUCAAAAUAUGGUUCUUAUGGGUGGUUUAAUAAAACAUGUGCCAAUUACAAAAACUGCUUUUUUAUUAGGUAUACUUUCCCUUUGUGGUAUUCCACCCCUUGCCUGUUUUUGGUCCAAAGAUGAAAUUCUUAAUGAUAGUUGGUUGUAUUCACCGAUUUUUGCAAUAAUAGCUUUUUCCACAGCAGGAUUAACUGCAUUUUAUAUGUUUCGGAUCUAUUUACUUACGUUUGAGGGCUCUUUAAAUGUAAAUUUUCAAAAUUACAGCGGUAAAACAAAUAACUCGUUUUAUUCAAUAUGUCUAUGGGGAAAAGAUAAAGAAGGGAAAAAAAUAAUUAAAAAAGAUUUUCGGUUAUUAUCUUUAUUAACAAUGAAUAAUAAUGAAAGGAUUUCUUUUUUGGGGAAGAAGACAUAUCCAAUUGAUAUUAAUAUAAGAAAGAUGACGCGACCCUUUAUUACUAUUGCUCAUUUUGACAUUAAGAACACUUUUUCGUAUCCCCAUGAAUCGGAUAGUGCUAUGCUAUUUCCUAUGCUUGUAUUAGGUAUAUUUACUUUGUUCAUUGGAGCCAUAGGAAUUCCUAUGAAUCAACAAGGAAUGGAUUUUGAUAUAUUAUCAAAAUUGUUAACUCCAGCUAUAAUAUAUCAAAAUUCAAAUAAUUCUGUGGAUUGGUAUGAAUUUGUGACAAAUGCAAGUUUUUCAUUGAGUAUAGCUUAUAUCGGAAUAUUUAUAGCGUCUUUUUUAUAUAAGCCUGUUUAUUCAUCUUUACAAAAUUUGAACUUCCGAAAUUCAUUUCUUAAAAGUGUUCCCAAUCGAAUUCUUUGGGAAAAAAUAAUAAAUGUGAUAUAUGAUUGGUCAUAUAAUCGUGGUUACAUAGAUGUUUUUUAUGCAAUAUCCUUAAAUAACGGUAUAAGAGGAUUAGCUCAACUAACUGAUUUUUUUGAUAAACGAGUAAUUGAAGGAAUUACGAAUGGAGUCGGUAUUACAAGUUUUUUUGUCGGAGAGGGUAUCAAAUAUAUAGGUGGUGGCCGAAUUUCUUCUUAUCUCUUAUUGUAUUUAUUUUAUGUAUUCAUUUUUUUAUUCAUUUUCAUUUUUUAA
Messenger RNA from Carya illinoinensis, 2226 nucleotides. Lineage: Eukaryota; Viridiplantae; Streptophyta; Magnoliopsida; Fagales; Juglandaceae. The record is from the annotation of a RefSeq genome assembly.